Patiria miniata (bat star) is the source of this 2760-nucleotide messenger RNA. It is a transcript of the gene slc39a7, whose product is annotated as protein catecholamines up-like. Gene Ontology annotation, molecular function: zinc ion transmembrane transporter activity. The coding region runs from base 116 to 1297 and encodes 393 amino acids. NCBI's taxonomy places the organism in Eukaryota, Metazoa, Echinodermata, Asteroidea, Valvatida, Asterinidae. Gene Ontology annotation, biological process: intracellular zinc ion homeostasis; zinc ion transmembrane transport. The record is from RefSeq and is a predicted model, not a curated record. Gene Ontology annotation, cellular component: membrane. The transcript is spliced from 3 exons.
UUAUCAUGCCGACGUGAACCAACGUGUACGUACGAGGCCGAGGGUACGACGUACGUACGUACUUACGUAUUAUGUGCAUGCAAUAAUUUUCACAUGAUUUUAGGUAAACUGCAAAAUGGCCGCAUCCGCUGCGAAGUCGCGGCUGACUUUUCUCUGCCUUUCAGUCCUUAUUUACUCCUUUGCUGUUGAGAUCGCAGCUCAUAGUUCUAGCGAGCAUGUGCACGAUGAAAAGGUGCAAUCACACGAGGGAAUCCACAGUCAUGACAUUCCACAGGGAGCCUCUUUGAAGUCCAGUUCCAUGCAGAAAUGGGGGGAUGCGAUCGGCGCGACGCUCCUCAUCAGCGCCGCUCCGUUCUUGAUCCUGUUCGUCAUCCCGCUGGACAAGGAUCGAGAGGGGCAGGAAGCGUUGCUGAAAGUUCUCCUCAGCUUCGCCUCGGGAGGGCUGCUUGGAGACGCCUUCCUGCAUCUGAUUCCUCAUGCAGUGUCCCCGCAUCAUCACCAUGGCGACGGAGGAGAUCAUCACCAUCAUCACCAUGGACACGAUCACCACGAUCACCACGAUCACUCACAUGAUAUGAUGGUGGGAUUGUGGGUUCUCACUGGAAUUGUCAUCUUUCUUGUCGUAGAAAAAGUAGUUCGUUAUCUGAAGAAGGGGCACGAACAUGGACAUUCCCACGGCCUCCCAAAACCAGCUGAACAGAACGAGACGGGUGUCGUCAACGGGGAUGAGAAGGCAUCAAAAGAAGGCGGGGCCAGAAGGAGGAAAAAGACCAACAGUGGAAGUGGGACGGAGAAGAAGGAAAAGGCAGGAAGCAUCGCUAACGGUGGUUCAGUUGACGCUGAUGAGGGCAUCAAGGUAGCAGGCUAUCUGAACCUCGCCGCAGACUGCACGCACAAUUUCACCGACGGCCUUGCCAUAGGGGCGUCUUUCCUCAUCAGUCGCAACGUUGGCAUCGUGACAACCAUCACCAUCCUGUUACAUGAGGUACCCCAUGAGAUCGGCGACUUUGCAAUCCUCGUACAGUCGGGCUGCAGCAAGAGAAAGGCUAUGUACCUGCAGCUGGUCACAGCUGUUGGUGCACUCGCUGGUUGCAUCACGGCCCUAUUGGCCGAGGGAGGGGAUGAAUCUGCCCCCAGCUGGAUCCUACCGGUCACGGCCGGCGGUUUCAUCUACAUAGCCACCGUCUCUGUCAUACCAGAAUUACUUCAACACAACAACAUUAAGCAGUCUAUCGUGGAGAUUCUAGGAUUGUUAGCUGGCGUCGGUCUGAUGAUUGUUAUUGCUUAUAUAGAGUGAGAAGUUUAAGUUAGGUAGGAUUCUAUUUUCCAUGUAACAUUAAUUGUUCAUGUUAUGAAAAAGUACAAAUGUGCUCUCAAUAUUUUCAGUAAUCAGAAUUAUAUUACAUUCAUAAAUCUUUCCAAAGCCAAAUACUUCAUACAGUCAGUCAGUCAGAUUGGUCUAAAGAAGACUGUAGGUGGCCCCUCUACGACCAGCAAAACUCCCAGACUUAAGAUCCUAAAUUAACUAUUUCAUUAAGCUCCAAUGUUGGCAUCUGUUUCUACUUUUUUUUUCUGCAUGUCUGUUUGUAGUUUGGCUUACGUUGUGUUGUCUAUGGCAGUGAAGUUAUUUUGUUUUCUGUAGUGCAUUGUAAACUAGUUAAUCGUUCAGGGUACAUGUGUAGCUUUUAAGAUUGAUCAAAUAAAGGAAAAUCCUUUGUUUUUAAGGAUGCAACUUAAAGGAUACAACUACAGUUUAUUUUCUUUCUUUUUUUCACUUUGGUUUUUCUUGCCAUAAAUUGAAAAUUACUGGCUUAGCAAUGAAGAGACUUUGUGCGUUACGAAAACGUGGCUUUUAGUUUUAGCUUUAAUGGUGUACUUUUAUCGCCAAGAAUAAGUGGCAGCAUUUCAGUAAUUUAUGCAGUGUUACUUGUUACAUUGUGAAAUGUGAUUGUCUUACUGUCGUGAAUGUGUACAAGUUAUUUUUUUUAAGUGGCAGAUUCAAAGAACAACGAGUAUUAUACAACGAAGAUUUCUAAACGAGGAUUUUGGUUUAUUUUUUUGAGUGAUGUCAUGGUGACCAACUAGAUGACCUUGAUAAAUUAUAAACUUAUGUCAGCAUAAUGUCUCAGUGUGUUCUUACCUUUCUUGGGGGCGGGGGGGGGGGGGGGGGGCUACCACAUUAUAGACUAGAAACAAAUCGUCAUAACACAUUUUUUAACACAUUUUAAAUCCACCAUGGAAGUACCAUGAAAAAGAAUACUUGUGUUUUUUUCCCCCCAGAUAAACUAUCAACAUUUUGUUCACCUUCAAAUUGAUGCAAACGAUGUAGAUAUAUCUCAAAAGUGAUGGUUCUAUUUCAGCAUAACAAUUUUUCUGCUUUCACUGAAUGGCAUGAUAUUUUUAUUUUAAAAGUUUGGUCACCAUGGCAAUAUAUUCAUCUUAAGGUUGUUUUUUUUAAUUUCGAUUUUGAAGGUUUUGCUUUUCAUGGGCUGUGAAAAAAAUGUGUACAGUACAUUCUACUUUCUAGGAAUCGUGUUAAAAUGUUACAUUUUUUGUAAAUGCAAACUUACUUGCUGCAACCUUUGCAACGAGAAUGGUGAAAAUAUUAUAUAAUUUGAAAAAUUCAAUUGUAUCGGUCAGUGAUAUAUUUUCAGUUGAUUUUCCUUAAUUUAAUUUUGGUAACUUUGAUAGCUACUUAAUGUAUCAAGUGUUUGUAUGCAUUAGUGGGAAAUAAAUCAAUGAAUAUAUUGGCGGAAGUCA